UCUUUUCGCUGUGCCCAAAAAUUCUCCCAAGGCACCAGACGAUUGUUCCAGAAAAUAGACACAGCCAGAAGGUGAAAGCUUCAAAGUUGCGCAUAGAGGAGAAGAGAUCAAAGUGCGAAAAUGUCGUCGUUUUUGCAAUCAUUUAUUGAUCCAAGGAAGAACUGGUUCGCUAAACAGCACAUGAAAGCUCUUUCCAAACGCCUUCGCAAAUAUGGCCUUAGAUACGACGAUCUUUACGAUCCCUACUACGAACUGGACAUCAAGGAGGCGCUUAAUCGGCUCCCUAGAGAGAUUGUGGAUGCUCGUAACCAGCGCCUCAAGCGCGCCAUGGACCUCUCCAUGAAGCACGAGUACCUUCCCGAGGACCUACAGGCCAUGCAAACCCCUUUCAGGAGCUACCUUCAAGAUAUGCUGGCACUUGUGAAGAAGGAAAGAGCUGAACGUGAGGCUUUGGGAGCUUUGCCGCUCUAUCAGCGCACCAUUCCUUGAGAGCUUCAUAGCAUUCCUUUGUAGCUUUUGCUUAUGGGAGUUAAUUUCUUGUUGAAAGUUUACUUUUAUGUGGUAUAUUGUUUUACCGUAGCUGGAGGGUGAUGGAUUAUGCAUCUGCUUUAUAAAUUUGUUAUUCCAAUCAUUUGUCCCAGAGGUUGAAUUGUGUUAGUACAUGGUUAUCUUGUACUGGCAGUUAUCUAAAUAAUCAAGCAGAACCAAAUUUGAAAUUUCAA
Hevea brasiliensis (rubber tree) is the source of this 722-nucleotide messenger RNA. Its product is annotated as cytochrome b-c1 complex subunit 7-2, mitochondrial. The coding region runs from base 121 to 489 and encodes 122 amino acids. Gene Ontology annotation, biological process: mitochondrial electron transport, ubiquinol to cytochrome c. Lineage: Eukaryota; Viridiplantae; Streptophyta; Magnoliopsida; Malpighiales; Euphorbiaceae. The transcript has 4 exons. The record is from RefSeq and is a predicted model, not a curated record.